Aspergillus viridinutans is the source of this 444-nucleotide messenger RNA. RefSeq lists its product as uncharacterized. The transcript is spliced from 2 exons. Lineage: Eukaryota; Fungi; Ascomycota; Eurotiomycetes; Eurotiales; Aspergillaceae. The coding region runs from base 1 to 444 and encodes 147 amino acids. The record is from RefSeq and is a predicted model, not a curated record.
AUGCCAAGACACCUCCAAAUUACCCCAUUGUCUCCAAACAAGCAAGGGAGAGUGGUACUAAAGAGCACUUUGAAUUCAAACCAGAAAAGCAUCGAAAUCAAGCUCAUUCAACUCCUAUCAUUCCUCAGCAAAUGGCUGUUCUGUAUCGCUGAUUGCCAGACCCGGAGGCCGCUGGACGAGCACGAAUCUCGCCUCGUAAGCUGGAUUACCGACAUUGUCGAAGAAGGACGAACCUCCGGAGACGAUGAUCUGUGGUCGCGACCCCCAAGUCCCUCCGACUGUGUUUACCUUGGCUAUGCCGUGGCGAAGCUCUGGGCUCGUCUAAUCCGAGGGGAUGAACAGUGGUUGCUCCUGAAGGUGAUUGGUGAUGGGCUUGAUGUUUAUGCUGAUACUUGCGAGCGGAAUUAUGCGCAACCCGAGACUGUCGCCUCAGUGCCUACGUAA